UAAAUCCUUCGCCCAUUGACCCACCCACCCGCCUACCCGCGGCCGCCGCUCGCCGUGACUGAUCCUCCCUCCGAUCUCCUUCGAAUUCUUUCCCGUUUAAGAAGAGAGAGAGAAAUUAUUGUUGACAGCCAUGGAUUCGAGUACCCAAUCAGAAUCUCCGGAGGAAGAAGUAAGGUCCUUUUUUGAUUCUGCUCCGCAUCUCAAGAAUAGUGAUCUUAUCACGCAGAGGUUAAAAGAUUUUGUUGAUAAGAAUUCUCAUGCUUCGGAAAAUGGAAAGCCAAGAAGGAUUGUCUGUGUUACUUCUGGAGGUACUACUGUUCCAUUAGAACAACGAUGUGUUCGCUACAUUGAUAAUUUUAGCUCAGGACACAGAGGAGCAGCGUCCACAGAGUAUUUUGUGAGGGCUGGGUAUGCUGUUAUAUUUCUCUAUCGGAGGGGUAGUUGUCAACCGUACUGUACAUAUCUUCCGGAAGAUUCAUUCCUCGAUUUUUUUGAGCUAUCAGAGGACUCAACAAUCCAAGUUCGCCAGUCUCAUUCUGCAGUGGUUAAGAAGUCAAUCCGAGACUAUCAUGCGGCAGUGGACCAUGGUUUUUUGCUGGAAUUGCCAUUCACCACUAUAUUCGAAUAUCUUCAGAUACUACAGAUGGUGGCUACAUCAAUAAGUCAUUUUGGAUCUCACGGGAUGUUCUAUCUUGCUGCUGCAGUAUCCGACUUUUAUGUCCCGUGGAAUGACAUGGCAGAACACAAAAUCCAGUCAGCAUCUGGUCCCCUCGACAUGCGACUGACCCAAGUGCCAAAGAUGCUCUCGGUUCUCAGGAAAGAAUGGGCUCCCUCAGCAUUCUGCGUAUCUUUCAAGUUGGAAACGGAUCCAGAUAUCUUGCUUAAGAAAGCUGAUGCGGCGUUGAACAAGUACCAGAUGCAUGUUGUCGUGGCAAACUUGCUUGCUACGUACAAGCAAGAAGUUGUAGCUGUAACAAAGAGUCAGAGGACUACAAUUCGCAAGCAUAGCCAGGAGGCCCAUGUUGAAGAACAAAUCAUAGAGCUUCUUGUAGAGAAACACGCUGAUUAUUUGGAACAGCCUUGAAUGGGUUCCCCGUCUACAGUUAAACGAUGCUAUCUCGUAUGCGAUACUUCUCUACAGUGAAAGUAAAUUUCUUUAUUUUCGAUUGUAUUUAUUAUACAUGAUUUGUAACAUGUCAACUUACUUGCAAAUGAAUAAGUUUAGCUUUCGGGGUUCCUUGAACUUGGAUGAGGGCUCUUGCAUCAAAGGAUUGUAUUGUACCGUCAGACGUAACAAAUAUUUUACACGAAGCUGUAAUGUUUCUCAUAAGAUCUAUUAAAUUCUAUAAAUUUCUUGUA
Messenger RNA from Asparagus officinalis (garden asparagus), 1359 nucleotides. RefSeq names its product phosphopantothenate--cysteine ligase 1-like. The record is from RefSeq and is a predicted model, not a curated record. Lineage: Eukaryota; Viridiplantae; Streptophyta; Magnoliopsida; Asparagales; Asparagaceae. The transcript is spliced from 10 exons. The coding region runs from base 131 to 1084 and encodes 317 amino acids. Gene Ontology annotation, biological process: coenzyme A biosynthetic process. Gene Ontology annotation, cellular component: cytoplasm; nucleus. Gene Ontology annotation, molecular function: phosphopantothenate--cysteine ligase activity.